Molecule: messenger RNA, 3154 nt
Organism: Pygocentrus nattereri (red-bellied piranha)
Lineage: Eukaryota; Metazoa; Chordata; Actinopteri; Characiformes; Serrasalmidae
Gene: pfkla
Product: phosphofructokinase, liver a
Exons: 22
Coding region: 1-2343 (780 amino acids)
Biological process (GO): canonical glycolysis; fructose 1,6-bisphosphate metabolic process; fructose 6-phosphate metabolic process
Cellular component (GO): cytoplasm; membrane; 6-phosphofructokinase complex
Molecular function (GO): 6-phosphofructokinase activity; monosaccharide binding; AMP binding
Source: RefSeq, a predicted model, not a curated record
AUGACCUCUCAAGGUUUGGAGAAGCUGCGGAUGACCGGGGCUGGGAAAGCCAUCGCCGUGCUCACCAGUGGAGGAGAUGCCCAGGGUAUGAACGCUGCUCUCCGUGCUGUCACUCGGAUGGGUAUAUACGUCGGAGCCAAGGUGUAUCUGAUUUACGAGGGUUACCAGGGCUUGGUGGACGGAGGAGACAAUAUCAAACUAGCUCACUGGCACAGUGUCACUAACAUCAUUCAGCUGGGAGGGACAGUAAUAGGCAGUGCACGCUGCAAAGCCUUCACCACGCGUGAGGGUCGUGUGGCUGCUGCAUUUAACCUAGUGCAACGAGGGAUCACCAAUCUUUGUGUGUGUGGAGGGGACGGCAGCCUCACAGGGGCCAACAUCUUCCGAAGCGAAUGGAGUGGAAUACUCGCUGAGCUGGUGGCAAAAGGCAGGAUCACAGCUGAAACAGCAAAGCGGUUUGGUCACCUGAACAUUGUGGGCUUGGUGGGCUCCAUUGAUAACGAUUUCUGUGGAACUGACAUGACCAUUGGAGCAGAUUCCGCCCUCCAUCGCAUAAUGGAGAUCGUGGAUGCCAUUACCACCACUGCCAUUAGCCACCAGCGCACGUUUGUUCUGGAGGUGAUGGGCCGACACUGCGGAUAUCUGGCUCUGGUGUCUGCGCUGGCGUCUGGAGCAGACUGGCUCUUUAUUCCUGAGGCUCCCCCGGAGGAUGGCUGGGAGGAGCUCAUGUGCUCUCGGCUGGGAGAGAGUCGCAGCAAAGGAUCCAGGCUCAACAUCAUCAUAGUCGCUGAGGGAGCUAUCAACAAAAAAGGCGAGCCGAUCUCCUCAAGUUACAUCAAGGAUCUUGUGGUGAAGCGGUUGGGCUAUGACACCAGGGUGACUGUACUGGGCCAUGUGCAGAGAGGAGGAACUCCCUCAGCUUUCGAUCGAGUACUAAGCAGUAAAUUGGGAAUGGAGGCAGUGGUGGCCCUGAUGGAGGCAUCUUCAGACACCCCUGCUUGCGUGAUCGGUCUAUCUGGCAACCAAACAGUGCGUCUCCCUCUUAUGGAAGGAGUGGAACUGACUAAAGAGGUGCAAAAGGCCAUGAAUGAGAGAAGGUUUGAGGAGGCCAUACAGCUCCGCGGAAGGAGCUUUGAAAACAAUUGGAACAUUUACAAGUUACUGGCGUACCAGAAGCCUGCUCAAGUCAAGAGCGACUUCUCACUGGCCAUCCUGAAUGUGGGAGCACCGGCAGCAGGUAUGAAUGCAGCAGUGAGGUCUGCAGUGAGGAUGGGAUUGGCUGCUGGGCACAGAGUCUACACUGUUAACGAUGGAUUCGAGGGUCUCGCCAAUGGAGCAAUCAGUGAAGUGUCCUGGCAUAGUGUGGCUGGCUGGACCGGCCAAGGGGGCUCACUUCUGGGGACUAAACGAACUCUGCCUAGUACCUGCAUGGAAAAGUUGGUGGAAAAUCUUAAUAAAUACAAUAUCCAGUCACUGCUAGUAGUUGGUGGCUUUGAGGCUUAUGAAGGGAUCCUGGAGUUGUUUGAAGGUAGGGGACACUAUGAUGAGCUCUGUAUUCCUAUGUGUAUUAUUCCUGCCACCAUCAGCAACAAUGUCCCUGGGACUGAUUUCAGCCUGGGAGCUGACACAGCUGUCAAUGCAGCUAUGGAGAGCUGUGAUAAAAUCAAGCAGUCAGCAACAGGAACAAAGAGGAGGGUCUUUGUGGUGGAGACUAUGGGGGGAUAUUGUGGAUACCUGGCAACCACUACUGGCAUUGCAGUGGGUGCUGAUGCAGCAUAUAUAUUUGAAGAUGCUUUUGAUAUCCAUGAACUCAAGACUAAUGUUGAACAUCUGACAGAGAAGAUGAAGAAGGAUAUCCAGAGGGGUCUGGUGCUGAGGAAUGAGAAAUGCCAUGCACACUACACCACUGACUUUAUCUACAACCUGUAUUCUGCUGAGGGUAAAGGUGUGUUUGACUGCAGAGUGAAUGUCCUAGGACAUCUCCAACAGGGCGGUGCACCCUCACCUUUUGACAGAAAUUUUGGAACAAAGUUGGGUGUGAAGGCUGUGCAGUGGCUCACAGAGAAGAUGGCUGAUACCUAUAGACAGGGACGUGUAUUUGCCAACUCCUCGGACACAGCUUGUGUGGUGGGCCUGAAUAAGAAAGUGCUCUCAUUCAGCCCUGUGACUGAAGUGAAGGCCCAGACUGACUUUGAACACAGAAUGCCCAAAGAGCAGUGGUGGCUGGGUCUACGACUGCUGCUCAAGAUGCUGGCCAAAUACCAGACCUCCUUGGAUCACUACGUCACUGGAGAGAUUGAACAUGUGACACGUCGCUCUCUCAGUAUAGACACUGGGUUGUAGACAACUGCAUACAUAAUAACGUGCACCAGCAAACAUUCAUGCCAGCUACAGCCAUCGCUAACUCUCUUUUCAAGCGUGUAAUAAAGUCUGAUCCUCUAACGAGGAUUAUUCGUGCCUUCCUUAACUCCAUAUUCGGUGCUCAGUUUACAUCAGGGAACAAAAUUACUGUCCAUACAGUGUAUAAAUUAAUUUUGAUCUGGCAACGGGACCAGGAGUAUGACCACACAUUGCCAAAAACUAAAAUCAUAACAAGCCUGUAACAGAAAUAAUAGAGAUGCUAGCAGCUCAUUUGUUUUUUUUAGACCGUUUUAGACUAAGUAGGUGUUAAAAGUGUGAGCUUUGCUGUGAGUAGUGCUAUUUUGUGCCUAUGCAGCAUGAUCAAUGUGAAGCAAAAGCUAUAAGUGUUGUCUCCUGUCUUUGCUACUGUAUUAAGGUAACUGUAUUCAUUGUAUGCAGUACAUAGUUUUGAGAGCAUGUACAGAUUAUCUGACCAUACUUAUCAGUGUUGUUGAUUGAUAUGUGAUGUGAUAUUCUAAACAAAGUGCUUGAAGUGUUAUAUCACUGAUUUUACUCAUGCUAUGCCAGCCAAAAAAACAAUCACUGGAAUCAGACUUCUAUUUUAGCCUUCACAGUGUUCAAUCAGACAUUUUCAGUUCAGUCAUUCUUUGGAUAACCUUCUUACUCUGUGGACUUUUUUGGAAAAUGCACUGCAACACUCCUCUGUAUAAAGUAUCGAAAAAUUGAGAAACUUGAAUGUGAACUGACUAUUAUUAAGCUAAGAUGAAUUUCAUUAAAGGAAACACAUAUCGUC